This is a messenger RNA of Prunus armeniaca (apricot), 453 nucleotides long. The record is from the annotation of a GenBank genome assembly. NCBI's taxonomy places the organism in Eukaryota, Viridiplantae, Streptophyta, Magnoliopsida, Rosales, Rosaceae.
AUGAGAGCACACCUCCUCCAAUUGAUUUUGAGAAAAGUUUUACAGGAAGGCCUGAGGGUGUCCAAACAGAAACUUCCUUCAUUGAACUAUGGAGGUGAGAAUGAGAGGCUAUCAAGAAAUGGCUCUCAGGCUUCUGCAAGAAGUGCUACUGUUGAUGAGUGUAAAGCACAAAAUACCACAUUCACAACUGAUGACAAGAGUACUGAAUGCAGUACUUUAGAUGAAGGAACAGAGGAAAUGACUGAUACCCAAUGCAAUACUCAACUUGCUGAUCGUACGGUAGCCAAACCCUACUGUUGGUCCUUUUUCCCCGUCUUUCAUCCUUUUACCAACCGCAGGGGUCAGCUCUGCUCUGAGGAACGAGGAGGAAUUAUUGGAUCAACACCAAUGCCCCGAUCGGAUGGUGUCUCUUGGCUCGCAGAGAGAAUCCUUUCAAUUUCUGAGCAAAAUUGA